GAUUAACAGCUGUUAGUAUCGCAUUGAAUCUAAACUUACACAAACAAUAAGUCCGGUAAAUCGUGCAGGACACUAAACGAAAUCCACAAUGGUGGCAAAGGCAAGCUUGCGCCUUAUUAUUCCUCUAGCAAUUAUUCAGAUCGUCUUCUUGGUGAUUUUUGGAAUAAAGAUCCAGUAUCAUGAGACGGCCCGACCCCUGAACACGGUCUCUCCGACCCCCGUCGGGAGCAUGUAUCCAAUGUUUCAGGAUGUGCAUGUGAUGAUCUUCAUUGGGUUCGGGUUUUUGAUGACGUUUCUGAAGAGGUACGGGUACUCGGCCGUCAGCAUCAAUCUCCUGGUGGCCGCCUUCACAGCCCAGUGGGCCAUCAUCAUCAGAUCCGCCAUCUCAGGGAACUGGGAGGUCGGGGUAGCGGAGAUGCUUACUGCCGAUUUCGCUGCAGCUACCAUUCUGAUCUCAUUCGGAGCUGUACUGGGUAAAACAGGACCUCUACAACUUCUGAUAAUGGCAUUCAUAGAGGUCGUUCUAGCACAAGUCAACGAACACAUCGGUUAUCAUAUCCUGCAUACGGCUGAUGUCGGAGAGUCCAUGUUCAUUCACGCCUUUGGGGCCUACUUUGGUUUGGCGGUGGCACGGGUUUUGUAUAAUGAAGAUGUAGAAAAAUCCUCCAAAGAGAGCACGGUGUACCAUUCGGACCUAUUCUCCAUGAUAGGUACCGUGUUUCUCUGGUUGUACUGGCCCAGCUUUAAUGGAGGAGCGGUAGAAGGAGACCAGCAACACCGUGCAGUCAUCAACACAUACCUCUCCCUCCUCACCUGCGCCGUCUGCACAUUCAUCGUCUCAUCACUCAUAGACAAACGCGGGAAAUUUGAAAUGGUGCACAUUCAGAACGCUACCUUAGCAGGCGGUGUUGCUGUAGGAACUUCCGCUCAUAUGCCCAUCCAGCCAUGGGGUGCCAUGCUGCUCGGCGCCAUCGCUGGAGUCAUCUCCACUCUAGGGUACAAAUUCUUAACGCCUGCACUUUCAUCAAAACUUAAAAUCCAUGACACCUGUGGAGUUAACAAUCUGCAUGGCAUGCCGGGAAUAUUAGCUGCUUUAGCAGGUGCUGUAGCUGCCGCUUUAUCCAGCAAGGAGACCUGGGGAAACAGCCUAUAUUCUAUCUUUUCCGCAAUGGAAUCGAAAAAUAUGACCACAGCAGCUAACACCACAGAAGUCAUCAUGGGCCGCUCAGCCAUGGAGCAGGGAGGGUACCAAAUGGCUGCACUUUGUCUGACCUUGGCCAUCGCUAUAGUGGGUGGAAUCAUCACAGGUUUCAUCCUGCGCAUCCCAUUCUUGGACAGUCCUAAGGGAGAUCUCCUGUUCGACGACCAGGAACUGUGGAAUGUCGCGGAGGACGGAUUCCCUGCUUCUGAUGACCUCCCUUUGAACGGAAAACCCAAAGAGAAGUCCCUGGAUGAUACUCAGAUCCCUAUGCUAUAAAGAAAAGGACCACUUUCAGUAGAGGAUUGCAGCCGAGUAGAGAGGUUUAAAACGGAGUAUCUGAUUCAAUUAACUAAAUAUUGUCUUAUGUGGGUAGCCAACUACAGAUUUUUCAAAUGCACUGUAUGUGUUCAACUGCAUUGUUCAAACGUAGUCCAUACCAAAAAUCACAGCAAUUCUUUCUGUUGCAUGUCAAGUACGAGUAUUUAUUUUGGAUUGAAAUAACAGCAAGUUGCUAUAGACCGGCCCCAGAAGGAAAAAUGAGGGUGCACGUCACAAAAAAUAAACUGUUGAUUUGGGCAACAUGAGGGCGGUGAUGUUAUGAACUAUAUUUACUAGUAAACAUAACAUUUUAACAGUACUAAAUAUAAGUAUUAUACUCUCGAAUUUAGUAUAAUCCAUAUUUCUUCUUUGCAAACACAUACCGUAUAAUUUUACAAUGCAUGUACUAUUAUAUGGUUACUAACAAAAUACUGUAAAAGUGCUUAUUUACGCGUGGGGGGAAUUUACUCUACUUUCGUGAUCACGUAAACAGCGCGUAAAUUUCCCCCACGUGUAUAGUUAUGAAUAUUUGAUAUAAUAUAAUUAAAUAUCACAUUCAGUUAUCGCGGAUUUUCCCCCUACGCGUAAUGUUGGACGUGGGAAAACGCGAACUUAACCCCCAGCGUAAAUAAGCACUUUUACACUGAACAUUCUCUGUAGCCUCUCGUCCUUUCAUUUAUCGCUAUACAUGUAAUACGUAUACAAUGUUGUAGACGUGAGGACAUUCAUACAAUUUGUAUUCAUUAUCAAUGUUUUACAAUAUGUUAUUUUAGUUUUACAAAUCAAUAAAUUUAUAUUUUAUAAAAAGAUA
This is a messenger RNA of Ostrea edulis (European flat oyster), 2330 nucleotides long. RefSeq names its product ammonium transporter Rh type A-like. The record is from RefSeq and is a predicted model, not a curated record. Lineage: Eukaryota; Metazoa; Mollusca; Bivalvia; Ostreida; Ostreidae. Gene Ontology annotation, molecular function: ammonium channel activity. The transcript has 10 exons. Gene Ontology annotation, biological process: ammonium homeostasis; ammonium transmembrane transport. Bases 89 to 1477 code for a protein of 462 amino acids. Gene Ontology annotation, cellular component: plasma membrane.